This is a messenger RNA of Aspergillus viridinutans, 1068 nucleotides long. RefSeq names its product putative MFS monocarboxylate transporter. Lineage: Eukaryota; Fungi; Ascomycota; Eurotiomycetes; Eurotiales; Aspergillaceae. Gene Ontology annotation, cellular component: fungal-type vacuole membrane. The coding region runs from base 1 to 1068 and encodes 355 amino acids. The transcript has 3 exons. The record is from RefSeq and is a predicted model, not a curated record. Gene Ontology annotation, molecular function: transmembrane transporter activity. Gene Ontology annotation, biological process: transmembrane transport.
AUGAGGCCUCAGUCCGAGGAAACCCCAAUACCAGCCCCAGAUGCCCCCAAUGGUGGAUUGACGGCCUGGUCAGGCGUGUUUGCCUCGUUUCAUCUCUUUCUCACCACCUGGGGAUUUUCCACCGCUUUCGGUGCCUUCCAGAGCUACUAUCAAUCCGAUCUGCUGCACUCACACUCUCCCUCCAGCAUCGCCAGGGUGGGUACCGUCAAUGCCUUUUUCCUUAUCUCCACCGGUGUCGUCGCUGGUCCCCUUUUCGACCGGGGAUACCUUCACCAUCUGAUGAUCGCCGGCUGUUUCCUGACCACUUUCGGGCUCAUGAUGUUGAGUCUGGCGACUCAGUACUACCAAGUAUUCCUCUCCCAAGGUCUCUGUUGUGGCCUGGGUAGUGGCUUGAUCUACGUCCCUGCCUUGUCGUUGGUCUCAACGCGCUUCACAACGCGACGCGGCAUUGCAGUUGGCCUGGUCACCUCAGGCGCGAGCAGUUUCAACGCUUACGGGAUUGCCAACUUUCUCAUGUUUAUGGCCUACUUCAUUCCCCUCUUCUACGUCCCUGCCUUUGCUUCUACCGCCCUCGGCACUUCCACCGAACUCAGUUUCUACAUGGUCUCCAUCCUCAACGCCGGCUCUGCCGUCGGCCGCAUUGGGUCUUCCCUGCUGACCUAUCGACUCGGCGCCAGUCACAUCCUACUCGCCAGCGUGAUUGCCUCGGCGGUGCUCCUUUUUGGCUGGAUUGGCAUCCACUCCGUCGCCUCGUUUGUCGUCUUCUGCGUGCUCUUUGGUAUCUUCUCUGGCGUGCUCAUCUCCGCGAAUCCGCUGGUUAUCGCCCACCCGGUAGUCUCGCCCACUCUUUCAGUGAUUGGGACGCGCAUGGGCAUGCAGUGGUUUGCAACCAGUCUCGGUGUGUUAAUUGGAGCGCCGAUCGCGGGUGUGCUUGAGGGUCACGGGGGAGACAAUGGCUUGCUCGGACUGCAGAUCUUCAGUGGAGCAGGGAUGACUGUGGGAGCAGCGUUUCUGCUAGUGCCCAUGAUGGCAGUCUGGCGAUACGAUCGUAUACAAAACAAGGCGUGA